AUGUAUGCGUCGGGUAGUCGGCGAUGUUCGGCUGAUGGCGGCGACGAGCUGAGACCUCAGCGUGGCUCGUCGGGACGACGGGCUGAUGAUGCGCCUGAUGGUAUGACGACAAUCCAACGGAGAUCGGUGGCUGGGUUAGGUGGUCGGGCGAUGGUCUGUGGUGUCGAGAGGUUAGGUGGGGCACUGAAAACCGGCGGUGGCAGGUCGGAGGUGGCCCACCUGACCGGCAGCAACCGGUCACCGUGUUUCUUCCCGCGAAGGAAAAAUAAGAAAGCGUUUGCUAUUCUCACAGUCACACCCACACGGCCACACGCACAGAGUACCCUCGAGCGCUCGAGAUAUGGCGAAAGGAUUUUCUAUGAGCUUGAAUUUUUGAGCUAUCUAGGAUUUCUUGCACCCUGUUUUUACGUCAACCGUAAGUGAUGCCUUUGGAGGCUUUCCGUGAUCCACACAGUCCAUACCCAAGGUCUCUAAUUUUACCUGCUAAUUUGGAGGCUUUAGUCUCGCACAACGUGCUCAGAGACGAAGAACGCAUGAAUCCAAUUCUCCACAUGGCAGAACUGAAUCCAAAUUUCGGUCCAAAUAUUAUGAAUGCCACUCUAAUGGAAAGGUCUUCCAUUUUGAGACCCGCUUUGGCUACUGAUGCUGCUAUUGCAGCUUAUUUGCAGAGUCAUGGCAUCCGUAAUAUGGAGCCUUACAUCAGCCUACCUUCAACCCCCAUGUCAUUUUCUGGCAACAGCUUUAUGAAUGUUUUUCAAAAUGAUGAUACGUUUCCUCAUUUAUUUCAAGACGAACAGAAGGAGAAAAAAAUGCAGCAGCCAGGAAAUUUUAAAGGUCCUAAAGAGCUAUGCAAGACGAAACCGACUUCUCGGGCUUCAUCGUCUGCGAAAGUAAAGAAGGAGCGUGGCCCUCUUACACCAAGCCCAAAGAAAAAAAGAGUAGAUCAUAAUCAAGAGAACAUCCAGCAGCAGCAGCAGGAGGUUAUUGAUAAAUUAUUUUGGAAUGAGUUUCAAGCACGUAAUACACUGAUAACAACCAUGGCUGAGAAAUAUGGGCUUCAGAAUGAGCUGCAAAAGCCGAUUUUAUAUUCAUCUCCCCUGUUCAGGGGGUUUAAUUUGCCGCCACCGAAGCAGAUCAUGAGAAGUACUUUGCAGGAUCAGGUUAAUCUGCAAAUGGCUUUUAUGCCUUUUCUUGAAGGUGGUAUUUGUUCGAGGCGAUUGAAGCAGUACCUGUAUCAUCUGAGGAACAACACUCAUGACAAUAGCAUUUCCUACUGGCAAAAAUUUGUAUCAGAGUACUAUGCUCCUAACGCGAAGAAAAGGUGGUGUUUCUCUAACUAUGAAGAUGUACAGCUGCAGACAACUGGUGUUUUCAACUCAAAAUCUGUGGAGGCAGCAGGGUGCUGUGAAAUAUGUGGUUUACGAUCAGGCAAGGAACUCGAGGCAACUUUUGACAUAAUUCCGAGGCUGUUCAAGACGAAGUUCGAGAGUGGAAUGGUUGAUGAAAUUUUAUUUGUGGAUACGCCUCGAGCAUAUAAACAUUCAUCUUCUCUGGUGCUGGAAUAUGGGAAAGCCAUUCAGGAAAGCGUUUAUGAAAAGUUUCGUGUCGUUCAUGAGGGUAAACUUCGGAUUGUCUUCAGAUAUGACUUGAAGAUAUUAUCUUGGGAAUUUUGCUCACAAAAACACGAGGAGUUUCUGCUUCGUAGAUGGAUAACUCCCAAGGUUAAUCAAUUGAUGCAUGAAUGCCAGGCAUUUCAAAAUGACAUUCAGAGAGAUGCAUCUUUUAGGGUCUCAUCAGCGAAUUUGCAAACACUUUGUGAUACAUUUGUUUCAGCUGGGAAUCAACUAGUAAGAAAUAUGGAAACGCCACUGGUGGAUGACUUGGGAUAUCCCAAACGAUUUGUUAGGUGCUUGCAGAUAGCUGAAGUGAUGGAUAGCAUGAAAGAUGUCAUGAAUCUGAGUCUUGAGACUGGAAUUGGACCAAUAGAGUGCUUCAACAAUAUCUGCUUUCGAGGCACCAAGACUCCUUACCAGACACGUGCUCAAAAUCUAUCACCAUUCCCCGAUCAGCCUAGCCCGGGAUUUCAUGCAGAUAUUUGUCAACUUUCCGAAAACAGCUCCAUGUCAGAUGCUGGAAGCUCAGGACUGCCUUUUGUGAGACAAAACUCUUCUGCUGCCUCUGUGAGGCGAAUAGGACAAGAAGAGCCGAGCUUGACAGGUCAUUCCAGCCGAGCUGCUCAAUCUUCAGACUCCUCCUCCCGUGCAAAGAACCCUCACCAAGCUGCAGUCGAAAAGUUGCUUCAUGAGAUGGUGUCUGCAAACAGGGUCAAGACUGUGAACAACAAAUAUGAAACUGUGCAAAAACCGAACCAAAUGUGUGGGAAAAGGAAAGGGCCAUUUUAUGGCGAAAGCUCUAUUGCUCCGAAUCCGGCAAAUGCUGCAUCAAGAAGAACUAAUGUACACCUCUCUAAGCCCGUUAGCCGGAGUGUAACGGUUAAAUCAGAACCAUGUUCGCCGGAGCUGCUGCCGGAAGCUUUUCAGAGUUCGGAAUUAGGGUUUAUUAAAUUCGAGGACAUGGAUGCAUGAGACAGUGUCUUUAUGCUAUUUUGGUAUCUCCAAAGAAACAAUCAAAACUGGUUGCACUUUUUCACAGAGGGAUUGUGUGUGUGUAAUGUUUUGAAAGGGUGGAGGUGAGUUUUGUGAUGCUUUUGAAUGAUGAGAAGCAGUUAAGUUCUUUAAUCUUUAGGACUACAUUUUUUUGCCUAGGUAAAAAACCGGCUUCUCUUGUCCAUGUGAUGAAAGUUGAAAAUAUCCUAUUACAACUGAUACUAUGUUACAUGAAAAAUAGGAUUUGAUUUAUCUGUCGAAUGAGAAAAAGGAACAUAGAAUUUAUAUUCUAGUGUUGUGCUCGCCUGCUCGGUUAUUGGAUUGUGGACAAUGGAAUUGUGGAAUACUAGGUGUGGUAUACUUAGAGUUCCUUUGAUAUUUUAGCUGAAAUGCCAUGUUCUCAUAG
Striga asiatica is the source of this 3012-nucleotide messenger RNA. Lineage: Eukaryota; Viridiplantae; Streptophyta; Magnoliopsida; Lamiales; Orobanchaceae. The record is from the annotation of a GenBank genome assembly.